Molecule: messenger RNA, 3640 nt
Organism: Zonotrichia leucophrys gambelii
Lineage: Eukaryota; Metazoa; Chordata; Aves; Passeriformes; Passerellidae
Gene: DLGAP5
Product: DLG associated protein 5
Exons: 20
Coding region: 129-2573 (814 amino acids)
Biological process (GO): kinetochore assembly; chromosome segregation; mitotic spindle organization
Cellular component (GO): spindle pole centrosome; nucleus; cytoplasm
Molecular function (GO): microtubule binding
Source: RefSeq, a predicted model, not a curated record
AUUUGAAAGCGAGGCGGGGCGGCGCGCGGAGGGGGUUGCGCAGCGCGCGGGGCCGGGGCAGGCUCCUGUUUGGGCAAGAUACUCCACGGGAGCAGUAACCUGGGAAGAAGAGCAGACAGGUCAUCAGGAUGGCUGCUACUUCCCAGUUUGCCAGUAGAUACAAGAAGGAUUUGAGUACAGAAGCCCUCAGGACCAAGCUUGCCCGCAGGAAAUCCAUCCUGCAGAAGGAGAACAGGCACAAGCUCUUCGAAAAGGGCCGGCAGCUGGGGCUGGCAGAUGGCAACGUUCAGCUCUCCAAGGACAGGGGAAUUUCUGAGCUCAAGGAAACCAGGGACUUGUGCUCUCAAGAGACCAGCAAUGGGAAACAGAGGGCAGCCCCGGGUGCAGGCAGCAGGAGGAUGAAGGAGCGCAGGGAGAUGCUGCAGCGCUACAAGGAGGAGAAGGAGCUUCGCAAACUGCAGGAGCAGAGGGAGAGAGCCAAGAAAGGGGUGUUCAAGGUUGGGCUCUACAGACCAGCUGCACCUGGCUUCCUUGCUGCUCAGGAACCUGCAAAGCCAAGAGAGAAGGCAGCUCCUGCUUUCUCUGGAAGGAUUACUCGGUCAAAAGCCAAGCUCCAAGAAGAAAAAACCAUGAUACCAACUGCACCCAAGUCCUCUACGAAUUGCUAUCUACACAUGGAGGUAGUGAAACACAAAACAAUGAGUGCAGCCAAAGGGGCUGAAAAGGAGAAAGUGUUGCAGCCUGCAGCCCAGCCAGCCCCAAGUGGGAGAGUCACCAGAGCAGCUGCUGCUGCAGCCAGGCAGGUGCUGAAACCAACUGCUGCUGCUGCUGGUAACCAGUCACAGAGAAAGGCAGCAAACACAACAGGAAAGCAGAAGAAAGCAGUAAAACCUGAACCCAUAAAGAUCAUUUCUUCUGAACAUGAAGUGGAGACAAAUGCUGCAGUGGAACCAGAGCUGAAAAGUUCUGCUGCUGAUUCCAAGCACUCAAUGCCAGUAGAACUUCAGCAAGAGCAAGGCUCAGUGGAAAACACCAAUUUUUCUCCAAGGAGACCCAGAACACGUUCCUUUGCUCCUCAAAACUUUGUGUUUCAGCCUCUGAGUGGUUUGGCAACCUACACUGUGACACCCAUGUCUCCUUCAAGGGCAAAUGCUUUUUUGACACCCAGUGCUGUCUGGAAUUUUUCAAAAUCUCCAAUCAAAAUAUUUGAAAAAUCCAGUGAAACUAAAAAGUCUAAUUUAAAAAGUCAGCCUUCACCUGCUGUUAAAGGCAUUCAAGAGCAGCAAAUGAGCACAAGUUUGAAAGGAGGAGCAGGUGAAUCAGAUGAGAGCACUUCCACCCAGAGAUCAAACAGCACAACUCCUGUCUCAGCAGCACUUGCAGUGAAGUCAGAUGAUACAAGAGAGCAGGAGCAUGAUGUGCCCUAUUUCAGAAACAUUCUUUGUGCUGAGACAGAGAGGCUGCUGUCCCAGUGCCUGCAGUGGGAAGGAAACCUUGAGCUGGACAUCCCAGAGGAUGCUAAAGACCUGAUUCGCUCCACAGUUGGUCAGACAAGGCUGCUCAUAGGAGAAAGGUUCAAACAGUUUGAAGGACUGGUUGAUAAUUGUGAAUUUAAACGAGGUGAAAAAGAAACAACAUGCACAGACCUGGAUGGAUUUUGGGAUAUGGUCAAUUUUCAGAUUGAAGAUGUGAAUAAAAAAUUUGAUAAUCUGGUGAAGCUCCAAGGCAAUGAGUGGCAGCCACUUGAUGUCCCAAGCAAAGCAGUUGUCAAGAAGAAGGCAGUGCCAGGUGCAGUGCCCAAGGCCAAGCUGGAAGCUGCUGCCAGAGCUGCUGCCCGGAGCCGCCUGGCCACUGUCAAAGCAGCCAUGAGGGACAAAAUGAAGCAGGGGGGAGAUGCUGAGAAGCUGCCAGAGACAGAAAAAGUGGUUUUUGAAGCAGGAUUUUUCAGGAUUGAAAGCCCUGUGAAAAACUUUUCAGGUUUGCUUCCAAGGACCCCUGGGAAACUGGCAAAUCAAAGAUCAUCCAUCAGAUCUCUGCUUGCUUCUCCUCUCUGUAAGCCUGAGGAUGCACCUGCAAAACAAACCCCAUCAGCCCUCAAACUCCACCCAGCCCAGAGUCUGAAAAUGGACCAACCUCCCACUGAACAAACUCCCCCCCUGGAUAAACUCCCUGAAAGUCUUGAACAGAGCAUUUCUGUGGCUGCAGAAGAAACGUGUCUGGCUGCUGGCACAGCAGAGGGAAAUAAGGUCCUGGGAGAUUCUAGCAGAGAAUCAGAAGCAGUGGAUGGCAUGGAAGAGAUGGAGCUGUCUGCUGCAGAGCAGGGACAGGACAUCACCAUGUGCAGCCCAGAGAAGGAGACAAACCCUGCUCAGUCUGGAGAGCCACAGAUCCAUCAGCCAGAUGUUUCCUGCAGUGAUUUGACACUCAUUGACAGAAAUCCUUUUGAUAUGCCACUGCUGGAUUCUGAGCUCCCCUUCACUCCAGUCAAGACCAAAGCCCAGAAGUUUGCAGCAGCUGAAGUUUUCAGUGACCUCAUCGUGUUUUCUCCCGUUGGGCCCUCUGGGGAUCAAUGAAAAGUGACUUUUAUGCAAUAUAUGUAAAUUCUAUGGAGAGGAAGCCCACAGAGGGUAUCUGGAACACAACCUGCUACCCUGAAAUGUGUUGAGAGAGGAAGAGUGGCCAUGGUGGUGGAUCUGAUAAAGGGUUUGUGUCAUUUGAUGGUGCAGCUGUGGUGCACCAAGCUCUGCUGUGCAUCAGUAGUGGGCUGUGUUCUGGUGAUCCCUGCUGUGUCCUCUGGCUGUAAAUUCUCACUGCAACCUGAAGCAUUUUUAUGUUGGUAUCAUUUAAUGUAUGUCCUGUCUCCUCCAGGUUGUAAAACUGUUACCUUUGAGCUUUGCUACCCUGAGCUGACCUCAUUGCUUAUUGUUAUAACAAGGUGCCCACCCCACCAGCUGUGCCCGUGCCCUGUAUCUGCUGGGAUGGCACCUUUGGGGUGGCAGCCAGCCUGUUCCCUGCCCAGAGCACUCUGCCAUGCUCUGGGGGUACCUGUGUGUUAAUGCUGUGUUCACCCCUGCCUCAGCUCUGGCAGGGUUGGAUGCAUGCAGUUCUUUCCUGGGAAAGUUUUCCUGCUGUGUAAGAACCAGUGGAUCUGUAAUAUCAGAAACUAACUCAGAACAAGGAUUUCUAAGUCAGAUAAUACCUUUUCUUGGUGAUGUAUUGAAAUAGGCAUUGAUAUUAUUUCCUUUAAGGAUGCAGUUUUCUAUUCAGUAUCUUAAUAGACCUAUGUUUUCUACUUGUUUUUGACAUGUUUAUGCUCAGUCUCUUCUCUCAUCUUGUUCCUUGUGCAUUCCCCAUCCAGACUGUAACAUAUUUGUGCAUAAGGAACAUGCCAGUUGUGUAGACUGUGGAUUUGAGGAGAAGCAUUACAGCACCACCACUUGUUAUAUUUUUAACAAAUACGUCACUGGGCUUCUUCUACCAGUGACCUGAGUGUAACACACACAUCCUUCCACCAGCCUUGAUCCCAAACCAAGCUGAGAUUUCAGUCCCUCAGCAGAAAGUGUUGCUGCCACUGCCAGGGGUUAAGUUUUAACCUGGAAGCUGUGUACUGAUUACACUGAAUAAAGAGGAAGCUGAUGUG